Colletes gigas is the source of this 9610-nucleotide messenger RNA. RefSeq names its product plexin-A4 (gene PlexA). Gene Ontology annotation, molecular function: semaphorin receptor activity; protein binding. The transcript is spliced from 13 exons. Gene Ontology annotation, cellular component: semaphorin receptor complex. Bases 1295 to 7072 code for a protein of 1925 amino acids. NCBI's taxonomy places the organism in Eukaryota, Metazoa, Arthropoda, Insecta, Hymenoptera, Colletidae. Gene Ontology annotation, biological process: positive regulation of axonogenesis; regulation of cell shape; negative regulation of cell adhesion. The record is from RefSeq and is a predicted model, not a curated record.
AGUCUGCACGGGUAAUAGAACUGCGCUGGGGGUGGGCGUAAGAACGAGGAACGGUUAGUACAUCCUCGCGAAGGGUAGGAGCAAUAGCCGGUUGGCGCAAGUGCGGCGGGGAUAUCGUGGCCUGGCGGAGCCCAGUCGAGUCCCGUGAGUCCGGGCAAGCACAGCUAUUAAGGUGGUACGUGGUGGUGGUGUAGGCGUCGUCCGGGACUGAGAUUUCGAGCCGCCAUCGAAAAGCUUCUCAGUGUCUGUGCGUCUACGAGUAUUCGUCAGUUUCGCGUGGUACGUACAACGAUAGGCCGACCUCGUGCCGGAACUCAGCAGACAUCUCUCCCUUCCGGAUCGACGAGCCUGUUUCCACUUCGUAACGGCAAAAAGAAGGAUCAGUCAUAAGUACCACGACGGCGGUUAGAACCACUUCGCUAGCCGCGCUAACGCAAACCCGUGGAAGACGCGUACCAAGUAUAUACGGAGGAAUCGAACAGGCGUGUACGAUGAUUCUGCGCGUCUGAGAGCACCGAGGACGCGAGAGGGAGCGAGAUAGCUAGAUGGAUAGAUAGGUAGAUAGGUAGAUAGAGAUAGAUAGGACAGAUAGAACAACGCGCGGAAAGGGUUACGCGUACUGUCGCGUUAUUCGCAGUGUGCAAAGGAUAGAGUGACAACCGGCGUUCCGUGAUCGAGAGUGGGGGUAAACGUAUCCUAUCGCGGGAGGGUCACGAACGAUGUUAUCGUUCUUCGUCGCACGUUUCUUCGACCCCUGAUGACCAGUGCUCGCUCUCAGUGUAACGGAUUAACAGACUCUCACGAGUGUCUAUCGAUUAAACCGUUGAGAGAAGAGCGAAGAAAGAGGUAAAUCUCGCUAAGAGGAACGAGACGAGGGAAAUAAGGAGGAGACGAGCGAGAGCGAAAUAAUAAAGAGAAAGAAGAUCCAGGAAAAGGAAGAGUGGUGAAGGAUAGAGAAUUAGCGGCAACUGUGAGUGGACCGUGGUGCGUGGCGAGAGAGUGCGUGUGCUCUGAACGGAGCACGUUGCGAACGAGUAUCAUCGAGGACGGGGGGUCCAAAACGACAUUGGGGGGGCGUGUGAGACUUAUUUUGCCCCCCCUACCCCCUGGCCCCGUCGUCCAAAAUUGUGACUUCAUCGUUGUCAAGCCAAUUUCUCCUCGGCGUUGCAACGUUGCCGGUUAGGUCUGGGCGAGGCUCGAGGAGGACGCCUCCGCGAGGAUCAUCGGGCGCAGCGAAGGAGGAGGAAGCCACGACAGAUCGUGCCCCGUAGCGUAGGAAGUAGAGUAGUAAAAGAUGCUAGUCUUCCCGAGUAGCGAGCCACCGACGAGGAUGGGAUCGAUGCUGUCGCAUCAACGGCAACUCCGUCUGCUCCUGUCGAUACUGGUGCUGCUGUCCCCCCGGCUGCCGGUCCGCUCGACCCCCGCCGACAUAGUAGAAAGGUUCCACGAUCCGGAGGUGAAGCGUAUGAACCAUCUCGUCGUGGACAAGAACACCGGUCGCGUUUACGUGGGCGCGGUGAACCGGCUGUAUCAGCUCUCGCCGGACCUAAGCCUCGUAGUGAAGGAAGUGACCGGACCGAAGGGCGACUCGCCCGCUUGCUCGAUGAUCGACUGUCCGCGCGAGACGCCGACAAGGCUGGUGGACAACGUGAACAUGGCGCUGGUGAUCGACUACACGACCACCAGGUUGAUAGCUUGCGGGACCCUGUCGCAGGGCACCUGCAGCGUACGAAAUCUUCAAAACAUCUCUACCGUCGAGCUGGAGGUGAAGGAGGCGGUGGUGGCGAACAACGCCUCGAUGUCGACGGUCGCGUUCAUCGCGCCCGGUCCGCCGAAUCCGCCUGUCUCUCAAGUCAUGUACGUGGGUGUCACUUUUACCGGCAACUCGCCGUACAGAUCGGAGGUGCCCGCCGUGAGCUCCAGGUCCCUCGACCAGAACAAGAUGCUGAACAUCGCGCAAUCCGCCGUUACCACCGGCACCAGGAUGUACGUGAACUCGUUGUCGCGCGAACGGUACCGCAUCAACUACGUCUACGGUUUCAGCAGCGGCGGUUUCAGUUACUUCAUGACCACGCAAAUGAAGAACACCAACUCGCCGGCGUACUUGUCGAAGCUGGUCCGGAUCUGCCACGACGACCAGCAUUAUUACUCGUACACCGAGAUACCGAUCAACUGCACCAAAAACGACGUGUACUACAACCUCGUCCAGGCCGCGUACGUGGGCAAGGCUGGAUCGGUGCUGGCCGGAGAUUUGGGUAUCACCGCCCAGGAUGACGUGCUGUUCGCGGUUUUUGCCGAGAGCAACGGCACGAACAGCGACGUUCCCAAGCCGCACUCCGCCCUUUGCGUCUACUCGUUAAAGGCUAUCAGGAGGAAGUUCAUGACCAAUAUACAGAAGUGCUUCAGCGGGGAAGGACACCGAGGACUGGAAUACAUCUCGCCGAGUCACCAGUGCAUCUUAACGAAAUUGCAGACGAUCAGCGAGGAUUUCUGUGGUCUGGACGUGAACACGCCUCUGGGAGGCGAAGACGCCAUGAACGCGACCUCGGUGCUUACUUUCGACACUCAUCUCACCGCGGUAGCUGCUACAUCCACCGGAGACUACACCGUCGUCUUCCUGGGCACCCGCACAGGUCACCUGAAGAAGGUGGUGGUUGAGAGCUCGACCGUAGCUCAGGAGUACGGGGAGCUAGAGAUCGACCUGGGCUCGGUGGUGAACGCGGAUCUGCUGUUCGACUCCCAGCUGAUGCACCUGUACGUCAUGACGAACAAAACGGUCUCCAAGGUCAAGGUGCAAGAAUGCUCGGUGUACAAGACCUGCUGGGACUGUCUGGGAGCCAAGGAUCCUUAUUGCGGCUGGUGCUCGCUGGAGAACAAAUGCAACCUGCGCAGCGACUGCCAAGACGCCGCCAAGGAUCCGUUGUACUGGAUCUCGUACAAAAGCGGUAGAUGCAUAACGAUCACCACGGUCACGCCUGAUCAAUUGCAACGCACAACCGCCAGGACCCUGGAGCUGGUCAUCGAAAAUCUGCCCACGCUUCCUGGCCAAUUCCGUUGCGCUUUCUCGACCCUGGAUAAGACCUUGAUCACGAACGCCUCGAGGAAGUCGUUCGGCGUAAACUGCACCACGCCAAGGACCGAUCUCCUGCCGUCUAUCUCGCAAGGACAGCAUCACUUCACCGCGAAACUGUCCGUCAGGAUGACCAACGGGCCGGACCUGGUCGCCACGAACUUCACCUUCUUCGACUGCAACACCUACAGCUCGUGCACUCAGUGCGUGUCCUCGAGGUUCCCCUGCGAUUGGUGCGUCGACGGGCACAGAUGCACCCACGACACCGCUGAGAACUGUCGGAACGAUAUCCUGGUCACUGGAGUUAGCAGAACGGGACCAAGUUACAGAAGCGGGCCAGCGUUCUGUCCCACCUUGAAUGCCACCGAGUCCGCGGAAAUCCUAGUGUCUUCCGGCAUCAAGCAGUCCAUCCGUGUCAAAGUUCACAUCAUCGGGCAAUUCAUCGUGCAGACCCGGUUCGUCUGUCAGUUCAACAUAGAGGGCCGAGUGACCAGCGUGAACGCUCGGUUAUUGGGGGACACGAUUUACUGCGAGGACUACGAGUUCUCGUACACGUCACGGGCCCCGAACAUCACCGUGCCCUUCGCGGUGAUCUGGGGCGGCUCGAAGCCCUUGGACAAUCCGCACAACAUCCACCUGGUCAUAUACAGGUGCCGCGACAUGGCAGACAAUUGCGGGAUGUGUCUGGCGCUCGCGACCAAGUACAAUUGCGGAUGGUGCCAGAGCUCGGACAGGUGCGAGGUAAAGAAGCACUGCGACAACGGCACCGGCAUUUGGCUCAACAGCAACGAAACCUGCCCCAAUCCCGAGAUACACAUGUUCGAGCCUGUGAUGGGUCCAUGGGAAGGUAACACCAACGUCACCAUACGCGGCAUCAACCUGGGUAAAACAUUCUCGGACAUCUACAAGGGCGUUAUGGUCGGAGGGAUGCGAUGCCUGCCUUACGAGGAACUGUACAUGCGAACGAAGCAGAUCGUCUGCCGCGUGGACGGGCCAGGCACGAUCGAGGGCAAACGUGGUCCGGUGAUCGUGGAGAUCGAGGACUUCAGAGGUCAGUCCGAGUACAACUUCGAGUUCGUGGACCCGAAGAUACUCUCCAUAUCUCCGGAGUACGGUCCGGUGAGCGGCGGUACGACCAUAAGCAUCACCGGGAAAUAUAUGAACGCCGGCAGCACCAUCGAGGCCUUUAUCGACGAGCUACCGUGCUCCAUCAUCAACGCGGAUACGAACUACACCCUCUGCGUGACCAGCGCCAGCGACCGGAAGAGGAACGGCCAGGUGAAGAUGACGUUCGACGGUGCGUUCCGGAUCUACGACGGGUAUUUCAAGUACGUGGACGAUCCGACGAUCGAGAGCGUGGAGAGCGGCGUGGCGAGCCAGAUGAAGAUCCCCAAAGGCAUACCGGCGGGCGGCAUAAAAAUGUUGGUGACGGGGAAGAACCUCGACUGUAUACAGAGGCCACAGAUGUACGUGUACUACGACAAGAAGAUGUUCGUUUCUCAGUGCAAGGUGCACAGCCAAGAGACCAUGGUCUGCAAGUCGCCGACCAUCGAGGUCCCCGACGACGUAGUGUUGGACGGUGAGAAACCGUUACCGUUGGAGUACGGAUUCCGCAUGGACAACGUAACGGGCGUGCAGAAUCUCUCGCAGAGCGGGUUCAAUAGCUUCUUGCUCUACCCGAAUCCGAUCUACGAACAAUUCGGCGAGGAAAUCAAAUACUACAAGAGCGAGUAUUUGACCAUCAACGGGCUGCACAUCGAUCGCGCCUGUCAGGAGUCCGACGUCACCGUGCAGAUAGGAAACGCGUUCUGCAACGUCACUUCGCUCUCGAGACAGCAGCUCACCUGCAGACCACCUCUCACACAGCCGCCCGCUAUUGACUCGGAGGGUCUGCCCAACAAGCAGGAAUUACCCGACGUCAUAGUGAUCGUCGGUGGCACGCUUCGUUAUAAUAUAGGGAAAUUAAGCUACGAACUGCCGGCUGGUCUCAACGGACCGUCGAAACCAGCCCUAAUCGGCGUGAUCGCCGCCAUCGUUAUCCUGGUAUUCGUGUUCAUCGCCUUCCUCAUCGCUUAUCGUCGCAAAUCCACCGAGAGCAAUCGCGUAUUGAAGAACAUGCAAGAGCAAAUGGACAUUCUGGAGCUACGCGUCGCCGCUGAGUGCAAAGAGGCUUUCGCCGAGCUGCAAACAGAAAUGACCGACUUAACCGGUGAUCUGACCAGCGGCGGCAUACCGUUCCUCGAUUAUCGCACUUACGCAAUGAUGAUAUUGUUCCCCAGCGACGACAAUAGCCCGGUGUUACAAUGGGACCGACCGGAACUGGUGCGCAAGGAGAAAGGCCUGCGUCUGUUCGGCCAACUAAUAAUGAACAAAACUUUUCUGCUUCUGUUCGUACGGACCCUGGAGAGUAAUCGAUACUUCUCGAUGAGGGACAGGGUCAACGUAGCCAGUCUCAUCAUGGUCACGCUUCAAAGCAAGAUGGAGUAUUGCACGGAUAUCCUCAAGACGCUUCUCGCGGAGCUGAUAGAGAAGUGCACAGAAGGGAAAAGUCAUCCGAAAUUGUUCCUCAGACGAACGGAAAGUGUCGCUGAAAAGAUGUUGUCAGCCUGGUUCACCUUCCUUUUGUACAAAUUCAUGCGAGAAUGCGCCGGAGAACCAUUAUACGUGUUGUUUCGCGCGGUGAAACAACAGGUUGAUAAGGGUCCCGUUGACGCCAUCACGUCUGAAGCACGGUACUCCUUGUCGGAGGAGAAACUGAUCAGACAGUCCAUCGACUUCAAGCCUAUGACGGUGUACGUGUCAAUAUCGCAACAAACGGUGUUCGUGGGGGGCAUGGAUCCGAAUACGGAAAAUGUGCCGGUUAAGGUCCUGGAUUGCGACACGAUAUCUCAAGUGAAGGAGAAGGCUCUGGACACCAUCUACAGAGCCACGCCAUACAGCCAGAGGCCCAGGAAGGAUGACCUCGAUCUUGAGUGGCGAACCGGGGCGUCAGGAAGAUUGAUCCUCUACGACGAAGACUCGACAACAAAGACGGAGGGCGAAUGGAAGAAGCGAAACACUUUAAAUCACUACAGGGUACCGGACGGAGCGUCGCUCAAUUUAGUUUCGAAGCAGUCGUCGAUUUACAAUUUGUCGAUCCUUUCGGAGAAGACGGACAAAUCGCACAAAUACGAGACCCUGAACCUUAGCAAAUUCAGUUCGGCCAGUCCCCCGUUGUCGCGCGCCACGUCGCCGUUGAAUCAAAACCACGAUGGCGGCCUAAAGUGUUGGCACCUCGUCAAACACCACGACUCCGACGCGCGAAAGGAGGGUGAUCGCGGCAACAAGAUGGUGUCGGAGAUCUAUCUGACGAGGUUACUGGCAACGAAGGGUACGCUCCAGAAAUUCGUCGACGAUCUGUUCGAAACGAUCUUCAGCACUGCCCAUCGAGGCUCGGCCCUGCCUCUUGCGAUCAAAUACAUGUUCGAUUUCAUGGACGACCAAGCUCUGCAACACGGCAUAUCUGAUCCCGAAGUGGUCCACACAUGGAAGAGCAACUCCCUUCCGCUUAGGUUUUGGGUUAAUCUUAUUAAGAAUCCGAAUUUCAUUUUCGAUAUACACAAGUCCAACAUCGUCGACUCGUGUCUCUCCGUGGUGGCGCAGACGUUCAUGGACAGCUGUUCCACUUCGGAUCAUAGAUUAGGUAAGGACUCCCCGAGUUCUAAGCUACUUUACGCAAAGGACAUUCCAGUGUACAAAGAGUGGGUAGAACGUUACUACUCAGAUAUCAAAGUCAUGCCAGCCAUAUCUGAUCAAGACAUGAACGCCAUGCUUGCCGAAGAGUCUAGGUUACACACGACGGAGUUCAACACAAACUGCGCCCUCUACGAAUUGUACACGUAUGCGGGUAAAUACAACGAACAGCUGAUAGUUACCCUCGAGGAGGACGAGUUCUCACAGAAGCAGAGAUUGGCAUACAAGCUCGAGCAAGUGCACAACAUCAUGGCGGCGGAUAACCCCUGAUGUACCAUGAACUCUAUGAAGCAUAUGACAAAGCCCGCCCGCCAAGAGUUACCCUGCUGAAUACUCGACCGGAGUUAGGUAUUCUCAAGGAAGCACCAAGAGGACUGGCCUAUCUUGUAAUCGAUCGUCUCAGGUUUUCGUGCAAGCCAGUUAUCUCAGCUUAGUACGCGAAUUAUACACAAGAAGAAAACACUGCACAACGGACCGCUAUUGAAGUUAAUGAGGAAGAGUUUCAAUCGAGGGGACUGUGUGUUUUAUUUCGUCUUAUUUUAUUUUUUUUUUUUUAAUUCCUUUUCUUUGAGGUACGUGCGACAAGAGUCUUCUGGAACGGUCGCUGGCGGGCAGGUGUGCGGCGGCAAUCACAACGCAUGCCCCACGCAUAACUGUACAUAAGAUACCAAAAUCACGAUUAAUUGUAAUAGAAUUAUUGAUGCGCGCUCACACCGGCCGGCAGCCAGAACACGCAAAACGAUAACCGAUAAGGAUUUAACGGAAACCGCGGGGCUCAAAUCGUGGCCGCGAUCACGCCGCGAUCCUCACGGAUUAGGGUUUUAAACGAAACGAAAAAUAAUAGACAUUAGUGAUAUAAGUGAGUGAACGAAUCGACCGAUCGAUCCUGAUAUAUUUGUAAAUGUGUUUAAAAGGUAAAGAAAGGAAAAAAAAAAUGACAAAAAAAAAAGAAAAGAAAACAGAAAACGAUCGAUAAUGCCCGCGCGCUAUCAUCGGGGAUCGGCGAUUUUUAACGAAGAAACAUUUCCAUCCACCGCUACUAGCUGAAAUUUUUUGAAUUACGAACUGACGAAUUUUAAUAAAUAAGAUAAUUAACGAUUAAACGAUGAUUAAUUCAAUAAUAUGGGUAUAUUAUAUAUACAUUGGAUGGUAUGUCGUAUGUAUAUGUGUACAUAUAUACACUUUAUACCGGCGCAAAAGUAUGUGUGUAUGUAUAUGCAGUAUCCGAGAACGAGCGCGCGUACAGUAUCGCCCACGGACGACCGGGAUUUCGACGUUUCGACGAUCUGUUGCACAGAAACGACGCCAACGACGAAAUCCUCGUCCGUUUGUGAACGCUGGGCCUCGCCCACCGUCGGUCGAUCGAGCGGUGUUCGUCGUACUGUAUGUGCGCGUGCAUUGCGCGUAUUAUUUAUACUUACAUGCAUUCAAAACGGAAGAGAAAAGGAAGGAGUCAUCCGCGAAUCGGAGACAGACUGUGUAUUAGUUGAUAGGUAUUAAUCUAUAGACUAUGGCCGCGCGCGAGGCCAGCUCGAUGUGACGGUUGUGUUGAGUGUGCGUGCUUCCCCUCUUUGGUCUCCAGCUCAUUGUUCCAUUUUACCAUUAAUCGUUCGUUCUCAUCGUCGUGCGUCCAUCGCUGAUGGUCAUCUAUCAUUGUCGCUAUUUCAUAAUCAUCAAAAAUACCCCCGCCCCGAUAUCCCUUGACCCUUUGUCCUCGUGUCAUUAUCUCUCUACGUAUUACAUGUAGCAAAAAUGUCCACUAUCGACGGCGCCUCCUUCUACUCUUUCUCAUUCAUCCUAAGAAUCACACGUUGUGCCACUCUCUCCCUUGUAAUGCUUCAACGCCUCCGUCGUCAUGUUGUUGUCACUCUUAAUUAUUGUAAUAUAUAAUGAAUAACGAUCACUGUUGAGUAUUGUCUGAUUGUAAUACAUUGAUAUUGAAUUGAUAUGAAUUGAUAAUCAUUAAUUAAAAAGCGUAACAUUAAACUUUGUGGAUGUAGCCAUAUUGGUGUGGGUGGAACGUUUAAGCACUGAUGCAGACAAGAGUGGUCGGGAGCCGUUCGUGGAUCGACAGUACCCGAAUUAAUACUUUUUGCCCUGGAAACGUCGUUCGCCAUUGUAUCUUAUCAAGGGGAUCAAAAACAAAAAAAAAAAAAGAAACACGGACAUCGUCAAUUUCGAUAAUCCAUCGGCACGUUGUUCUUUUCUAUGGUUCAUUGUACGUUUAAACUAGCCAAUUCUGCAACGCACAUCGAAGCCCAACGAGGGGUCCUCGCCACGUUGGAGACGUUUAGCUGACGCGUAGGAUGGGGUUACGACGAUCGAGGCUAUCGUGAGGAGAAUUCAUAUCGGCGAAGGAGCUCCGCGGCGCGUGCCACGGGCGACCUUCGAGGGUCCUGUCGACGCGAGCGGCUGGCAGCGAAUGAGAAUCGUUUGCGUAUGCAUGCGCGUGCGCGUGUGUGUGUGUGUGUGUGUGUCCCGUGCGUCAAUUCAAUGUGCAGUUGUCAGUGGAGAAAGUAUUUAUUGCUCAAAAAACAUCGGAAGACCGUGUGUGGAAAGGUAAGGCAGCGGGAAAAAGAUACGGAGUUGGUAGGCUACGGGAAAGGAACGGGGGAGGGAGAACGGUAGGGAUACGGGGAACAUGGCGGCGAACGCGCGUGAAAGAGGAAAUGGAUCACACAGACAGGGUACGUCGGCGGAUCGAUGGGGAACAGGUAAAAUAACAUAACGGGAUGAAUUUCACGUCGUUCGACCGUUGUAUCGCAUAAAAGAAACAAAAAUACUAAUUAAAUAAAAAGAAUAAAAAGA